GAAUCAUUUCAUCCCGUGGAAGUUUCUGAUGGACUCUGGGUGGUGCCUGAAUGGACAACUCCUCCAGAUCUUCAAGCAACAAAUAUAAUUCUAAAUCCUGGCUUGGCAUUUGGAACUGGGGAGCACCCAACAACUAAGUUGUGUCUCCUCCUGCUGCGUGAUUUGAUAAGAGGGGGUGAACUCUUCUUGGACUAUGGAACUGGUUCUGGUGUUCUAGCAAUUGCAGCUCUUAAGUUUGGUGCAAUCUUUUCAGUUGGUUUUGAUAUAGAUCCCCAGGCAAUUACAUCUGCUCGAUAUAAUGCUACUAUAAACAACAUUGGACAUGAGAAGUUACUUUUAAGUCUUGUUCCUGGCAAAGGAAGUCUUCCCUCUGCAGAUUUUGAUUCAAGUAUGGACAUCGGUGAAACUGCCUAUGAUGCAGAAGUUUUAAAUAAGAUGGGAAACUAUGACGUCGUUGUGGCAAACAUACUAUUGAAUCCUCUGCUUGAGCUGGCAGAUCAGAUUGUGUCCUAUGCAAAGCCUGGUGCAACUGUUGCUCUUUCAGGGAUCAUAUCUGAGCAGAUUCCUCGGAUCCUAGAAAAGUAUUCACCAUACCUGGAGAACCUUACAGUUUCAAAGAUGGACAACUGGGCUUGCAUAAGUGGCUUAAAGAAAUGACCGAGCAGCAGCAGAAGGGAAAACAGAGGUUGAUUUUUCUAACGUUAAAAGAACUUUGAGAAAUUCUGAUGUAUUAAGGGACUGAACUUUGCUCGUCAUUGACUUUUCGAGAGCAAUGCAUGGCCAGUUAAAUGUAUUAUUCACCUUUGUUUAUCUGGACAAGUGUUGGAAACCCUUGUUAAAAGUAUAGAAACACCUGCUUCACUAACCACGAGAGACUUCAUACUUGCUGAAGGUUGCGCGAAGAGUACUACCUCAAGAUCCUAAGUUUAUCGGCUAUUUAGUCUGUAUGUAUAUUGCUUUCUGUAAAAGAUAAUCUUUAGAAGCUCUGAUGUUCUUCUAGAAGAGUAAAAGUUAGAAUACAUGUGACACAUUCUCAUAUUUAAGUUGGUCUGAUGGUAAGCAACCUCCACUUCUAACCAAGAGGU
Nicotiana tabacum (common tobacco) is the source of this 1085-nucleotide messenger RNA. Lineage: Eukaryota; Viridiplantae; Streptophyta; Magnoliopsida; Solanales; Solanaceae. The record is from RefSeq and is a predicted model, not a curated record.